Molecule: messenger RNA, 2938 nt
Organism: Beta vulgaris subsp. vulgaris (sugar beet)
Lineage: Eukaryota; Viridiplantae; Streptophyta; Magnoliopsida; Caryophyllales; Amaranthaceae
Product: ubiquitin carboxyl-terminal hydrolase 25
Exons: 8
Coding region: 384-2411 (675 amino acids)
Biological process (GO): protein deubiquitination
Cellular component (GO): cytosol; nucleus
Molecular function (GO): cysteine-type deubiquitinase activity; cysteine-type endopeptidase activity
Source: RefSeq, a predicted model, not a curated record
CCAUGAAUCCUACUUAAACCAAAACCAAAACAAAAACAAAAAAAAUCCAAAAAUCACACGCCAACAAAACAGAAAUCAGAAAUCACAAAGAGUCUCUCUGUAACAGCAGAAGCUACUGGUGUGUUCUUCUUCAACGGGAGCGCCAACAACAAAAACAAGAACGACCACUACACUGACGCAGCGCGCGCAUCAAGCGCAAGAACACAUCAGCUUAGUUUAUAAUUCGCGCGCGGCGGUAGUUACGGUGGCGAAGCGUAGAGAAAAGAUCGAUCUUCAAUGAGGGGAAAAUAUACGACAACGCCGACAACAAAGAAGAAGAGUUUGAGUUUCUCUCUCUUCGAUGGUGGUUGUUAUUAUAAGAGUAGUAGAAUUAUCAACAUUAGAUGGCCGGCUUGCAAAUGAGUUGGCAACCAAGUCUUGUUUACCAGAAACGCAAAAAUGGCGGCCCUUUAGGGUUGAAGAAUCUUGGCAAUUCUUGUUAUCUUAAUUCUGUUCUUCAGUGUCUCACUUACACACCUCCUCUCGCUAAUUUCUGCCUCAAGAAUCAACACUCUUCUUUCUGUGAUUCAGCUUCUGAGCCUGAUAGAAAACGGGAUUGCCCCUUCUGUAUAUUAGAAAAACGGAUUGUACGUUCACUGAGCAUUGAAUCAGCACUUGAUACACCAGCAAAGAUUGUGAGCUGCCUUCGGAUAUUUGCUGAGCACUUCAAGUGUGGCCGACAGGAGGAUGCUCACGAGUUCCUCCGCUAUGUUAUUGAUGCUUGUCACAACACGUGCCUCCGAUUGAAGAAAUUACAACAGCAACGCGCUAGGAAAAUCACCAAUGGAAGCGGAGGAGAGAGUCAUAGUGGCAACACUAUUGUCAAGGAGAUCUUUGGGGGUUCUCUGCAAAGUCAAGUAAAAUGUCUUUCUUGUGGAACUGAGUCAAAUAAGGUCGACGAAAUCAUGGAUAUUUGCCUUGAAAUAUCCAAUUGUGGCUCACUUAAAGAUGCCAUGAAAAGAUUUUUUCAGGCUGAGAUUUUAGAUGGUAAUAACAAAUACAAAUGCGACAGAUGCAAGAAACUAGUGCCAGCCAAGAAACAAAUGUCGGUUCUCCAAGCACCAAAUGUACUUGUAGUCCAACUUAAGAGAUUUGAGGGAAUUUUUGGCGGGAAGAUAGAUAGGGUGAUCGCAUUUGAAGAAUUUUUGGUUCUUUCAAGCUUCAUGUGCAAAUCAAGUCAGGAUCCUCACCCUGAGUAUAGCCUUUUUGCUACCAUUGUGCAUUCUGGCUUUUCACCUGAAUCAGGACAUUAUUAUGCAUACAUUAAGGAUGCCAUGGGUCGUUGGUAUUGCUGCAAUGACUCUUAUGUGACAUUGUCAACCCUGCAAGAAGUACUUUCUGAAAAAGCUUAUAUUCUGUUUUUCACCCGAACGGGCCAGAAACCUGUUUGUGCUGAUACAGCUGCUGUGUCAAAUGGAGUGAAGCCUCAUGAGAUUAAUGGCAGUAACAUGUUUAAAUCUCCCAGAAGCUCUAUUCCUGUGAAAGCAAUGAACAUGAAAUCAUCUAAUUCCCCUUCACUUAUUAAAGGCAUUCCUGCUGCAAGCAAGAAUAAAGAUGCUUCUAGUAUUCUACAAACUAAGUUCAGCGGCAUCGCAAAUUCUCUUGUCACUAGAGUUUCUGGUAGUACUAAUGGGAAAACUGAUGUUCAGAAAAGGGAACCUGUGCAAAGUAAUGGAAGUGUGGGCCAUUCUUUUUGUAAUCAGAUGAAUGGAAACAAUAUACAUCCAUUGCAAGAUAACAAUGGAGACUGUAAAAAUGGAGAACAUAAUGCCGUUGCAAAUAGGAAAGUUUUGGUGAAUGGUGAUGCUCAUGCCAAUAAUGGGACUUUUGGUCCUGAAAAAGGAAGUUUCCAUGAAGACAAUGGCUUAAAAGAAAAAGAGGGUCCAGGAAAGAUGCUUGACAAUGGCUCCAUACAUAAUGGUCAGAGUAAUGAGUGCAUUGGUGUCUCUGGCUUUACGAGGAAGCCGGAAAACAGAGGGGAUGUAGGGAAGAUGCUCGACAAAGGUGCCAUUAAUAAUGGUCAGAGUCACAAGUGUUUUGAUGUUUCUGGUUUCAAGAGAAAGUUGGAAGACAGAGGCUCAUGCAUUUUGCUUGCCAAAGAUGCUCAAUCCCGGGCAAGAGUUGAAGAAUUCAAGGAAGCUCUUCAGAAGGAGGCUGCAUUAGCUCUACAAACAUGUGGCUGGUCUGAUAUGGUUUAUAAGUACAUGAGAUCAAGGAAGAGGAUGUGUAUGGAUAUCUGUAGCUCAGCAGAUGACAACGACCGAAAGAAUAUAUUGAUAACUGAUGCCAAAACAACUUUUAUAUCACAAAUUCCCGGAUCUUUAAAAGGGAGCUUGAUCGAACACAUCAAGUCGUUCAGCAGCCUGGAAUAGUUGAUAGUUGUUACUCUCUGAUUCACAAAACCGAAAAGAUUUCUGGCACUUCAAGAAUUUAAUCAGCAGACUCCUGACUAGGAGUGGGUUGUAAACUUCUUUGUAAAAUAUGGGGAUGUGUAUUGUAUGAGCCCGCCCUAUAUUAUGCGAUACGGGUGGUUGUGACACAUUGAGGAUAUGAAAUACAUUUUUUCUCCCUUCAAAAAGAAAAAGAAAGUACUUCUGCCUAAUCUUCUGCUGAUAGUCAUUGCUACUUGCCAGAUGACAUUUUCCUGAGAGGGACUGAAAUGUGGGCUUCGUUUUGUAAUCCUAUUAGAAAAGCCAAUUUUCAUUUUGUGGCAUGGCUGUUGAUUUCAUUGACAAACUAGGAAAUUGAUGCAUUCUGUUGUAUGAUAUUCUUUUUGGUUUUACUUUGUUACAUCCCAUUUUAUGGAUGUGCAACAAUUUUAUCCAUAAAAUGUGGGCGGAGAUAUGGAUGUAUUAUGCAGCUUUGAGUUUCUGUAUUAUUUGAUUAUUAUCAUUGCUGA